CGGAUUUGUGUCUUUGAGGAGGAUACCUGGCAUGCAAGGUGGCUGUUGUGCUCUCUCUGCUCUGUCAGAAGGUCUUAAUGUCCUUGCUCAUCAGCCUGAACCCUGAGCAGCCCUCUCGUCCUCCUGGUGCACGUGGAGGAGAGAAGCCUGCUGUGUGAUCACUCUGGAGGUGGACAAGGAAGCCAGUCUGUGCUGGAGAGUGAGGAGGGGUCCUGGAGUGAGGAAGAGCCACGGUCUGGAGGAAGAGCAGGAUGGGCAUGGGUGGAGGUGGCCCCGCUGGCCGGGCUGGCCGUGAUUCCCAGCAGCAGGAAUCGGCCAUAGGAGUGUGUGCUGGUGGGGAUCGUCAGGGCGAGCCAGCAUGCAGAGGGAUUCUGCAGGUGUGUCCAGUGUGGAGCAGGUGGGGCAGAGGACAGCAGAUGGGGGGCUCAGUGUCUACGGACCAACUGGCUGGGUCCCCUGCCACAUGUUGCCUUCUUGUAGUGCUCUCUAGGACCCCAAGGAACUGGAAGGUGGGCUUCUGCCCUGCUAGCUUCCUGUGCUGUGUUGUAGAAGCCACCCUCUCCCCAGAGUGGGUGUUGAAGGAACCAUGGGCCCAGGAUGGAGGACGCUGGCCACUGGUGCUGGCAGGAGGGCUCUCAGCCAGGGCGCAUGCCAGCGGUCAGGAGCCUGAUGGUGUUGGUUGCCACCCUUGCUGCGCCUCUUCCCACACGUGUAGCAGGAGACUGGACUAGUCUGUUACUGGGGCUGCCCAAGUUCUGGAGUCUGUUUUCUCAGCCCCUCGUUUGUAGGGCGUUGUGGUGUGUGGGGGCACAGUCCUCAUGGCUGCAGCCAGCGUGACCCCCCCUGGCUCCCUAGACCUGCUGCAGCCAGGCUUCUCCAAGACCCUCCUCGGGACCAAGCUAGAGGCCAAGUACCUGUGCUCAGCCUGCAGGAACGUGCUACGGAGGCCCUUCCAGGCCCAGUGCGGCCACCGCUACUGCUCCUUUUGUCUCUCCAGCAUCCUCAGCUCUGGGCCUCAGAAUUGUGCUGCCUGUGUCCAUGAGGGCAUCUACGAAGAAGGCAUUUCUAUUUUAGAAAGCAGCUCGGCCUUUCCAGAUAAUGCUGCCCGCAGGGAGGUGGAGAGCCUGCCAGCCGUCUGUCCCAGUGAUGGGUGCACCUGGAAGGGGACCCUGAAGGAAUAUGAGAGCUGCCACGAAGGACUCUGCCCGUUCCUGCUGACCGAGUGUCCCGCCUGCAAAGGCCUCGUCCGUCUGUGCGAGAGGGAGCGCCAUGCUGAGGAGGAGUGCCCUGAGCGGCGCCUGUGCUGCCCCCACUGCCAGGCCCCCUGCAGCCACGCCGGCACGGAGGCACAUCGUGACGUCUGCCCUGAGUUCCCACUGGCCUGCGACGGCUGCGGGAAGAGGGUCCCUCGGGCUGAGCUCCAGGACCACAUCAGGACAUGUGGCAAGUGCCCCGUCCCCUGCAGAUUCCACGCCGUAGGCUGCUCCGAGGUGGCGGAGGCUGAGGACCUGCAGGAACACGAGACACAGCGGCUGCAAGAGCACUUGGCACUGCUGCUCAGCUCACUGCUGGAGGCGCGGGCGCCCCCGGGGGUGCCCAGCCAGCUCGAGCCAGAGAUGCUGCAGCGGUGCCAGGCCCUGGAGCGGAAGAUAGCCACCUUCGAGAACAUCGUCUGUGUCUUAAACCGGGAAGUGGAGAGGGUGGCCAUGACCACGGAGGCCUGUAGCCGACAGCACCGGCUAGACCAGGACAAGAUUGAAGCCCUGACAAGCAAGGUCCAGCAGCUGGAGAGGAGCAUCGGCCUCAAGGACUUGGCCAUGGCUGACCUGGAGCAGAAGGUCCUGGAGUUGGAGGCGUCCACCUAUGACGGGGUCUUCAUCUGGAAGAUCUCCGACUUUGCCAGGAAGCGCCAGGAAGCCGUAGCCGGCCGCACGCCUGCCAUCUUCUCCCCAGCCUUCUACACGAGCAAGUACGGCUACAAGAUGUGUCUGCGAGUGUACCUAAACGGGGACGGCACGGGGCGCGGCACGCACCUCUCCCUCUUCUUUGUGGUGAUGAAAGGCCCCAACGACGCCCUCCUCCGGUGGCCCUUCAACCAGAAGGUGACGCUGAUGCUGCUGGAUCAGGACAACCGGGAGCACGUGAUCGACGCCUUCAGACCUGAUGUGACCUCGUCCUCCUUCCAGCGGCCCGUUGGGGACAUGAACAUUGCCAGCGGCUGCCCCCUCUUCUGCCCCGUGUCCAAGAUGGAGGCCAAGAACUCCUACGUACGCGAUGACGCCGUCUUCAUCAAAGCCAUCGUGGACUUGACAGGGCUUUGACCACCCCAGCCAGAAACAGCUGCGCAGCUGGAGCCCGCACGGGCAAGACCCUGCUGGACAAGGCGCCAGGAGGCCUCGGCCUGUGACCAAGCGCCCUGACACGCGGAAGGAGCCGCCAGCAGGUUCCCAGCCGGCAGAGACCGUGGGGGCCCUGGAGAAGGUCCCGCACAGGCCUCUCGCCGCUCCCCUCGCCGGCCUCUGUGCAGGGAGGGCGGAGGGCAGCCAGAAGGGGGGCCCUGCUCCCCUCUCGGAGACCGUGGGAUGGUAGUGGGUGCUGCUGGGGAGAAGGGCCUGUGCCUGCAGAGUAUGGCCCUAGAAAGAAGGGUGCUGAAACCCAGUGCUCACGGGCUGAGCCUCUGGCCAGCCUGUGGCCAGCCCAGGGCUUGCUCAGCCUCACUGUCAGGCUGAGGAGAAAUCAUUAAACCACCUCGCUGUCUUGAGUGUGGCGUCUGCCUGACACCAGGCCACAGGUGGCUCCCACCUGGGCCACGGCAGCCCCCUGCCCUCCUCCACCCCCGGGACCUCUCUGUCCUGUCCCCGUGAGUGCCCCAGGCACCUGUGGGAGCAGCCGGGACACACUGCAGUGUGCUCAGGGUGAGCAAGGCCUGUGCCCUGAGUGCGUGCAGGGGCGGCCCGGGGCCCUGGCAGGAAGGACCGGGAGGAAGCCGGGCCUCCCACUUACUGGCCGCUCAGGCAUCUUCAGAGGUCACCUGAUGGAAAGAAGAGCAAGACCGUCCCCACGCAGGACUGCCGCAGCCCUGUUCUGCCUGGGGGUAAACUUGGGGGGGGGGUGUCAAUGUGUAGCAGGCGCACGCAGAAUGGCGGGCAGUUGACCGACCACUCACCCCGUGUGCUGGGCUCCCAGUGGACUUCACUGCUGCGGGCAUACUGACGGAGGAGACAUCAUCUUUCUCCUGAAAACAGUCUUCAAGUUCUCCAGGCCUCCCUGGCCUGCUGGCCCGCUGGGAUGGGAGGUGCUGGCCCGUGCCAGGCUGUGCCGGCCCUCGCGGCUGUCCUUGGCCGUCUCUGUUGGGCUGUGUCCGGCAGGCCCUGGGUGUGCGUGGUCGCUGCUUGGGGUGCUGGCGGUCUGCCGUGUUUGUUGCUCAUUUUGGAUCUCCCCUGCUGUCUUCAGCUGUGAUGCUGGGUUUCGCUCACCCCUUCACACUUGUACUGGGUUGGCUUUGUGAACUCUGUGUUGUAGAAAGGUUCUAAAGUUAGGAUGUGGCCAGUUAACACUCUUAAAUUUUGGUUUUCCAUAUGGUG
Molecule: messenger RNA, 3584 nt
Organism: Dipodomys spectabilis (banner-tailed kangaroo rat)
Lineage: Eukaryota; Metazoa; Chordata; Mammalia; Rodentia; Heteromyidae
Gene: Traf2
Product: TNF receptor associated factor 2
Exons: 11
Coding region: 819-2321 (500 amino acids)
Biological process (GO): positive regulation of canonical NF-kappaB signal transduction; regulation of apoptotic process; protein K63-linked ubiquitination
Cellular component (GO): plasma membrane signaling receptor complex; cytoplasmic side of plasma membrane; cytosol
Molecular function (GO): zinc ion binding; tumor necrosis factor receptor binding; ubiquitin-protein transferase activity
Source: RefSeq, a predicted model, not a curated record